CUACUUCCCGCAGGAGCUUCGGGAGAGGGCCGACAAUGAAGCUUUCGGCGUUGCACCAGAGCUAUCUCAGCCGCCGGAGCAACAGCUUCAGGUAUUCAGGACUGUUAGAUUCGUCAUCCGACACCGGCUAUAAAUCGCCCGCAGCUGUUUUUUGGCUUCUCCUCCACGGUCUCUGUUGUUUAAUCAGCUUAGUUCUCGGAUUCCGUUUUUCUCGUUUGGUCUUCUUCUUCUUCUUCUCCACUUCUUCAUCCAACCUCUACACGCCGCCGUUUCGUUCAGCUGUCGAGCUUACCAAAACCCUCGAUGUUAACUCCGUUCUGUCCUCCACCCCCUUCGCCAACAACCUCCGGGUACCGUUUCCGAACAAGACAGCGACGAAUUCACGAGUUGUUGUAGGGCGGCACGGGAUCCGGAUCCGUCCUUGGCCUCAUCCGGACCCGGUUGAGGUUAUGAAGGCGCAUCAGAUCUUAGAGAGAGUUCAAAAGGAACAGAGGUUACAAUUCGGUGUGAAGGAUCCGAGGGUAAUUAUUGUGGUCACUCCGACGUAUGUGCGGACUUUCCAAGCGCUGCAUUUGACCGGUGUGAUGCACUCACUAAUGGUGGUUCCGUACGAUCUGAUUUGGAUCGUGGUGGAAGCUGGCGGUGUCAUUAAUGAAGCGGCGUCGCUUAUUGCAAAAUCUGGUUUGAAAACUAUCCACGUCGGAUUAAAUCAACGGAUGCCGAAUUCCUGGGACGAACGACAUCAAUUGGAGUCCAAAAUGCGCCUUCACGCUUUAAGAAUUGUAAGAGAGAAGAAACUAGAUGGAAUUGUUAUGUUUGCGGAUGAUAGUAAUAUGCAUAGUAUGGAACUUUUUGAUGAGAUCCAAAAUGUGAAAUGGUUUGGGGCAGUUUCCGUUGGAAUACUUGCUACUUCAGGUAAUAUUGAUGAGUCGUCAGAUCGGAAGGAGGAAGGGGAGAAUCCUAGAAUGCCGAUUCAAGGUCCAGCGUGUAAUGCAUCUAAUAUGUUGGCAGGAUGGCAUACUUGUAAUACAUUGCCCUUUGCUGGGAAAAGUGCUGUUAGUAUUGACGGCAGAUUGACUGUGCUGCCCCGGAAGUUGGAGUGGUCAGGGUUUGUUUUGAAUUCUAGGUUACUUUGGAAAAGUGGAGAAGAUAAGCCAGAAUGGAUUAAGGAUAUCGAUAUGUUGGAUGGGGAUGUUGAGAGUCCAUUGGGUUUGAUUCGAGACCCUUCGAUGGUGGAGCCACUUGGAAGCUGUGGUCGUCAAGUUUUGCUCUGGUGGCUUCGAGUUGAGGCUCGUACUGAUAGCAAAUUUCCUCCCAGAUGAUUCAUUGACCCUCCUUUGGACAUCACCAUCCCAUCAAACGCACUCCAUGGCCAGAUGCUCCCCCUGAACUCCCUGCUAAAGAAAAGCCAGAGACGGGCAUUCAAGCUCCCAUAGUGAAGCAUACUACCAAAACCCG
Hibiscus syriacus is the source of this 1458-nucleotide messenger RNA. Its product is annotated as beta-1,4-xylosyltransferase IRX14-like. Gene Ontology annotation, molecular function: xylosyltransferase activity; galactosylgalactosylxylosylprotein 3-beta-glucuronosyltransferase activity. Gene Ontology annotation, biological process: plant-type secondary cell wall biogenesis; glucuronoxylan biosynthetic process. Lineage: Eukaryota; Viridiplantae; Streptophyta; Magnoliopsida; Malvales; Malvaceae. The transcript is spliced from 3 exons. The coding region runs from base 36 to 1322 and encodes 428 amino acids. The record is from RefSeq and is a predicted model, not a curated record. Gene Ontology annotation, cellular component: Golgi membrane.